This is a messenger RNA of Amphiprion ocellaris (clown anemonefish), 1830 nucleotides long. RefSeq names its product ras homolog family member V (gene rhov). Gene Ontology annotation, biological process: small GTPase-mediated signal transduction. The record is from RefSeq and is a predicted model, not a curated record. NCBI's taxonomy places the organism in Eukaryota, Metazoa, Chordata, Actinopteri, Pomacentridae. The transcript has 3 exons. The coding region runs from base 95 to 805 and encodes 236 amino acids. Gene Ontology annotation, molecular function: GTP binding; GTPase activity.
CCACAUGAGUCUUGGUUGCGAGCAGCAGUAGAGUCAGUAUGUGAUCCUCCCUCCGCUGAUCAGACUCACAUUCAGGGUUCAUGUCCUGCUCGACAUGCCACCGCACAUGGAUUACUUCUACCACGAGUCCCGCGUCCCUUCCGCCGUCGGUCUGACCCGGGAGGAUGAGCUGGACCCCGGCGUGAUCAGCUGCAUGCUGGUCGGGGACGGAGCCGUCGGUAAAACCAGCAUGAUAAUCAGCUACACGUCCAACGGAUACCCAGCAGAGUACCAGCAGACUGGCUUCGACGUCUUCUCAGGUCAGGUCCAAGUAGAAGGAUCUCCAGUCAAAGUUCAGCUUGUGGACACUGCAGGACAAGAAGAGUUUGAUGAGUUCAGAGCGCUGUCCUACGCCCACACAGACGUCUUCCUCCUCUGCUUCAGCAUGGUCAACCCAACUUCCUUCCACAACAUCACCAAGAAGUGGGUUCCAGAAAUCCGCGCCUACAACCCGUCCUCACCCAUUGUACUGGUCGGGACGCAGGUGGACCUGAUGCUGGACGUGAAUGUCUUAAUCAACCUGGACCGCUCCAACGUGAAGCCGGUGCCGAGCUCUCGGGCCCGGGGCAUGGCGGAGAAGAUCCGGGCCGCGGACUACAUCGAGUGCUCGUCGCUCACGCAGAAGAACUUAAAAGAGGCGUUUGACGCCGCCAUCUUUGCCGCCAUUAAGAACAAAGCCCGCAAGACCAAGAAGAGAAGGUUCUCAGACAGGCGCACCAAGGCGUUCUCAAGGUGCAGCUGGAAGAAGUUCUUCUGCUUCAUCUGACUCUUGACCCUGUGGGACAAAACUUUUUUAACUUAUUUAACUAUUUUACUUUCACUUGUGUGGCAGUUUGGCAUCCUGACUUGUUAAGUAUUUCAUCCUGGAGCGAACAUCAGAGAGGAUUCUGGGUCUGGUUUACAUUAUAUUCAAAUUUUCUAUCGUUUCAGGACAGAAAAACCACACGAGCUUUGAAUGGUUUGCAAAGAGAACUCAGGGUUCAAAGGAGGAAAAGCCGCACCAUCAUGUAAAAGCUGUGAAUUUGCAUGGUGAGCUGCAGCCUGGAGAUUGAAACAGAAAGUGUGUUUGAGCAGAUGGGUGUGAGCUGCCUUGCUGUUGUGUUCUUGCUAUCUGGCUGCACCAAACUAUUUAUACGCAGCACAUGCAAGUUCAGGUUGCAGUGUGAGCAGCUGCAUUCUUCACUACCUGUGUUUAAAAAAGCUGCCCCGGCUGGUUUGUCUUAUAAAAGAACCUGGCAUUUACUUUGAAUUUCAUCACCUGCCUUAAUAUUUGUGGAAGCAGGAGGAGGGUUUGUUUGCGUCUUAAUCUCCCGGCCGGUUGAAAAAUCCUCUUGUGCGAGGUGAAGGGUGGCAGGAGAGCGCUAACCUUUGGCUUUUUGUUCCUGCCUGUCAUCAAUCUGCAUCUGUAAAAGCAAACCCCGCAGGACUUCCACCCUGCAGAUCCUCCCGGCCCAGCUUUGUUUGUAUGCUCAACACACUCCUUUUUCUCCUCGGCAGCCCAGUUUGUACAGUUAGUGGAUGCUAAACAGCCUCUGUGUGAAUGUAAGUGUGACAUAAUACACUUUAAAGAAGCCUCGUGCAUAAGAAAGGCAUAUUUUGCACUUUAACCAGUGCAUAUAAAUGUGUAAAUAAGGCAAGGCUUUAUUAUGCUUCUUGUGGAAGUUAAAUGUUUGUGUGUUCUGUUUGUUAAAACAGUGUUUGUCUAUGAAAUAUUAUUGUCAGAUAUCUCCUGCUCUAACCUGUGUGUGUUUUUUUUACAUGGCGGAGUGCAAAUAAAUGAAGUGCAACUUA